GUCAAAGUUUUGCUGCCUCUGUCACAGAGAGAACAGUUCACUUAACUGCAGCAACAGUACCUUAUGUGAUACCCAUCAGCAUCAUUCAUUGUGCAAGUUUGGGUUUGUAACCAUGAUGUCAAGAUUGUUUUUUCUACUUUUCUGUGGACAUGUUGCACUAAACCUGGGAAAUGCUCAGAAAUUGCCAAGAGUUAAGAGACAAAGCCUGAAAGUGCAGAUUAACACAACUGGUGACACCAUUUGCAUGAAAUAUCUUCGGCCAAAUCCAAACACCAAGCUCGAAGGUUUCAUUGUGGGGUAUGGAAGUAGCUUCUACUCCAACCAAUAUAUUCCUUUGCCCACAGAUGGAAAAUCCUACAUGACUGAAGUUGAUGCAGAGCCAAGGUACUUGAUUGUAGUGCGACCUGCACGCACUUCAAAUAAGAAAACCUGCUCAGGUCAGACCAAGAUGUCCAAACCUCUGCAACUGGUAGUUGGCACUUUGACCCCAUCCUCUGUCUUCCUUUCCUGGGGCAUCCUAGUCAAUCCACAUCAUGACUGGACUGCAAUGAGUAACUGUGCUAGUGACAGGUUUUAUACAGUUCGCUACAGAGAAAAGGAUAAAAAAAAGAAGUGGGCUUUCCAGCUUUGCCCAGCUACUGAGACAGUGGUGGAAAAUCUGAAGCCCAACACACUAUAUGAAUUUGGAGUUAAAGACAACACAGAAGAUGGGAUUUGGAGCAAGAGUUUCAAUCACAAGACUGUUCUAUCUAGUAAAUCAAUAAGUGGACAACUCCAGAAUACCUACAAGGUGGUACCUAAUGGCCAAACUCAGCUCACACUGCGAGAUCCUAAGAAUCUUGUCCCUGUUACAAUUAUCAAGCAAGUCAUUCAAAAUAUCACACAACGGACCUCACCUAAAACCACAGACAGAGACAGAUCCUCUCUGCCAAUACUAGUGCAUCUUAUCAUUCCAGGUCUCAAUGAAAGCCUGAAAAAACUCCCUCCUGCCCUGUCGAUAGACGAUAUAUCUCAAACAAUCGAGAAAAAAUUCUCAAAGAAUGAAACUCUGUUGUGGCCUGCUGAAUCUAAAACACCAGAAGUGCAAGAACUCUCCCCACAGUCCCUCCCAGGUACCAGUGAACCACUCCAGGAAAGCAUUAUGCCUACUGUGCCUGGUGCCCUAGAAAAAUCAGAGGCAUCUUUGGCUCACAGUGACAGUGUACUGGAUUCUGCAAAACCUAGUAUGACCCCUAAGCCUGAAUUGCCAUUGAAUAAACUGGCUCACAGUGAGAGAGCCAGUAGACUUGAAGAAACUAAAUCGACUUCUAAACCUGAACUGGCACACACUCCAACCACUCUGGCUACAAGCAAGCUUCCAGAACUUCCUAAAACAAAAACAUCUCCCCCACUACGAAAACCUGCAGGAACAUUGGUUACAAGCAAGCUUCCAGAACUUCCUAAAACCAAAACCUCUCCCACACUUCUAAAGCCCACAGGAACAUUGGUUACAAGCAAGCUUCCAGAAUUUCCUAAAACUGAAACAUCGCCUCCACUUCUCAAGCCCACAGGAUCAUUGGUUACAAGCAAGCUUCCAGAAGACCCUAAAAUUAAAACAUCUCCCCCAAUUCAAAAGCCCACAAAACCAUUGGCCACAAGCAAACUUCCAGAGUUUCUUGUCACUAAAACAUCUCUCCCACUUCAAAAGCCCACAGAAUCACUGGUUACAAGCAAGCUUCAAGAACUACCCAAAACCAAAACCUUUCCCCCACUUCUAAAGCCCACAGCAACUUUGGCUUCUAAAGAAAUGCAGCCGAUUUGUUCUGGAUCUAAACCUUCCGAUCUUCCAAAAAUGCCACAGACAAAAUCUGCUAUCCUGAGACCAACUUCGCAAUCCACAUCUCUCCCUCCCAUGGAAACCCCAAGGACAUCAAUGGCUUUUGAUGAAACACAGCUUGUUUCUUCAACAGCCAAAAUGCCUGGCAUCCUAGAAUUGCCACCGACUGAAUCUGUAACUGUUCGAACAACUCUCAAACCUGUUACACCUGGUGCUAGUAAAAAGGAGUUUGUUUCAUAUGACUUUCUGCCUGUUUCCUCCAUUCCCCAAACUCCAGCAAUAUCACAGAUAGAAUCUGCUACAAAUAGUGCUGAACUGGAAACAUCUAUGCCUCUAAUUUCCAGAAUACCUCAUUUGUUAGGAACAACAAUGGUUUUCACUGAUAAGCAACGUGUUCUUUCAAGCCCCACAACAUCUGAUGAGCCUGAAAUUUCAGAUCCAAAACCAGAAAAAAGUGAACUUCCUUUGGAUUCACCCACUGCUAAAGUCUCUAAUCUUCUUAAAUGGCCAAAGGCAACAUUGGCUCCAAAUGAAACAUCACUUGUUCCUUCUAAACUGAAACCAUCUGCUACUCCAGAAGUACAGCAUGUGAAACCGGCCCCUAAACCACCACUUUUGGAGCGUAGUACGCCUAAAACUUCUAGGAUUACUGACUGGCCAAAAACAACACUAGCUCCCAGGGAAACAAAGUUCAUUCCUUCUACAACUAAACCAACUGCCAGACCCAAAAUACCACAAACUAAACCUGCUCCCAGUAAAGCAAAACCUACUCCUUACAAACCUAAAGUCUCUCUCCAACCAGAAGAACCUAAGACAAGACCUGCAGCAACCAGGGAAUCUGUUCCUGUUCCAGUCACUACUAAAGUUUCCCACACCCUUGAACAUCCAAAGGCAACAAUGGCAUCAUAUGAACCACAGCGCACUCCAUCCAAAUCUAAAGCAUCAACAAGUGCCGUGCCAGAAAUGACAUAUAGCGAACCUGAAUCAAGUGAAACACAGUUCAUACCUUUGACGGCAAAAUCAUCUGUUGAGCCCAAAAUGCCUCAAUCUAAAGCUGUCCUGGAACCUAUUACACUUAGAACUGAACCACCAAGGUCAGCAAUAGCUCCAAAAGAAACACAACAUGUUCCUUCUAGGCCUAAACCAUCACCCAAAACUCACAUACCUCAGACUAAACCUGUCCUGGAUCCUAUUACACUUAGAACAGAACGACCAAAGACUGCAAUAGCUCCAAAAGAAACACGACGUGUUCCUUCCAAACCUAAAGCAACGCAGAGCCCAGAGAUGCUAUCAACCAAACCUGUGCUGGAACCCAUUACAUUUAGAACUGAAAAACCAAAGGCAACACUAGCUCCUAAAGAUGCACGGCGUGUAUACUCCAAACCUUCCAAAACAGUACCCAGCCCAGGAGUGCCACCAACCAAAGCUGGUCCCAAAGAGACUCGACGUGUCCCACUGAAACCUAAAACAACAUCCAGCCCAGAUGUACCACAGGCAAAAACUGUUUUGGCACCUAUUGCAAUUACAACUGAACAACCAAAGCCAACAUUAGCUCCAAAAGAGACUCAGUAUGUUCCUUCCAAGCCUAAACCAUCACCUACCCUAGACGUACCACAGACCAAACCUGGAUUUAUCUCCAAUUUUUUUCCAGCCGAAAUCAUUCCAUCCCUCCAAGAACCAGUCACUACUAUAACUCCUGAACAAACAAAGGCAACGCUUGCUCCAAAAGAAACACGGCUCAUUCCUUCGAAACCCAAAACAUCUCUCAGGCCAGAAGGACCACAGACUAAAGCUGCUCCAAAAACAACAUCCUUUGGAUCAAUUAACCUUCAUCUUGUUCACAUUGUUGAUGGGUCGAAAGUGACUUUGGUUCCAAAUGAAACAACUCAGACUUCCUUCAAUCCCAAAACUGCUCGAACACCUGAAAAUCCACUGUUGAAAACUGCUUCCGAUGUGGUUCAUACAGGAACCUCUUCACCUAAAAUAACAAAACCAUUUGGCAAGCCAGAGGCAACCCUGGCACCACAUAAAGUACAGCUCCCCUCUGGAAGAGCAAAGGCAUCUGAUAAGCCACACAGCAGACCUGCUUUAAGCAGAACUACACCAGGACCUGGUAGAACAAAAACACCUGGCAUCCUGAGAUGGGAUAGACCAACAACAGAUGGUCUCACAGAAGAAGAUAUUGUCAAGUUUACUGGCAAGGACUUAGGCAUAUCAUGGGAAUCUAGUGUUUCAAAGAAAAGGCCAAUCUCUGAAAUGUUGCCACCUGAUCCUCAGCAUCCUCCUCUUGCUCCUGCCAAACCCACGCAAGUGCGAAGAAAACCAUUGCCUCCAAGCACUGUGACUGGUAAACCAGGGAGUCCAGUAAAUGUCUUGGUGCCACAAGUUCCUCCUUCUCCCAUGACCACUAUGACCCGAUAUGCAAAACCAACUAAUUCUGUGAAGACAGGAGCACCCAGAAAAUCUCCAACAGCUUCUGCUACUCCAGAAGAUUUUGUUGGUGCAACUGUCUUCAGCUCAAGCCCUACAUCAGAGACAGAUUCAUUGGGCAAACCUCGAUACACAGCCCCUCAUGUCAAGUAUAUGAAAAAAGAGGAAGAUGUGCCAUGUUCCAUCACAAGUUCACUUGAAUAUUUCCCACAAGAGGAAGGUGGCAGCAAGGAAGAACCUGCUCAUCCUCCACAAAAUCCUCCUACUAACCUCACUGUGGUGACUGUUGAAGGCUGCCCUUCCUUUGUUAUCUUGGACUGGGAAAAACCAGACAACGACACAGUUACCGAGUAUGAGGUUGUAUCAACUGAAAAUGGAGCACCUACUGGGAAAAACCAGUCAAUUAUUACUACAAAUCAAACUCAUUCUGCAGUGGAAAACCUAAAGCCUGAUACAAGCUAUGAAUUCCAGGUGAAACCCAGGAACCCUCUCGGUGAAGGUCCAAGCAGCAAUACAGUGGCAUUUAAUACUGAAUCAGCGGACCCAAGAGUGAGCGAGCCAAUUUCAAUGGGAAAAGAUGCCAUCUGGACUCAAAUCCCAUUUGAAUCUGACUCCUAUUCAGAGUGCAAAGGGAAACAAUAUGUCAAGAGGACCUGGUACAAGAAGUUUGUGGGAGUGCAGCUGUGUAACUCCCUGAGAUAUAAGAUAUACCUCAGUGAUUCGCUUACAGGAAAAUUUUACAACAUAGGUGACCAGAGAGGACAUGGAGAAGAUCAUUGCCAAUUUGUGGACUCAUUUCUAGAUGGAAGGACAGGACAGCAAGUUCCGCCAGAACAGCUACCAGCCAAAAGUGGCUUUUUCAGAGCAGUUCGCCAGGAGCCUGUCAAGUUCGGCAAAAUAGGGGGUGAGACGCAUAUUAACUAUGUUCAUUGGUAUGAGUGCGGAACUUCAAUACCCGGAAAAUGGUAGAUGCUGCAUGAACUUGAUCAUGAAAAAUUCCCAUCAUUAGACCCACCUGCCUUCCCCGAAACAAGCUCAGAGAUGAAAGAGUUUAUGAUAUUCCUGUCAUUUAAACAAGUUUGCUAACGUGUAAAAGUUCGUAAAAAUCUAAUGACAAUACUGCAUUGUGUAAUAGCCUAGGCUGCUUACUGUAUUUAUCCAGUUUUACAAAUUUGUUUUAGGUUAAAACAAGGUAAGGAUAUGUUGUAGGAUAAUGUCUGGGGAAGCUGGCUCCCUGUUCUUGGUAUCGUAAGGUACGGUUUAUAUGGUAUUUUAAAAGAUUCGGUGUGUAUAUUAUUUAUCACAAUGUUGUAAUGAAUGUUCUGAGGCACAAUGGUGGCAAAGUUGACCAGGAAACUGCAAUAUGCAUUAAUUUUAAAUAUUCACUGUUUUUAUCAUAAUAUAUAAUGCCAUAUGCUUCUUGUCCAGGUGCUUCUGUAGUCUUGGGCUAUUUCCCCACUCUACUUAAACUGUAGAUUCAAAAAACAAACAAACAAUAAAAGACAUGAGCGCAGCUUGUAGAAGUCUAUGCAGCCUCUUGCCAAAGACCUGAAUGUUAGAAACUCUGCCUGUUUGUAUUGGUUAGGAACAUUGGUUUAUAGUCUAUCUGCAUCCAAGUUAAAAUUCAAGCUGAUCCAGAUUCAAGUCCCUCUCCCUGGUAUGCUGACUGGCAGUAAUUUUUCUUCAUAUAAGCAUAUGUACUUGGGAAACAGGAUUAACACUGGCUUGCUGCUGUAAAUGAUUUACAUAAAAGGUAGUAUUUUCUGAAUUUCAGACCGGCUGCCUGACAAGCCAAAUGGAUAGCACAACAGGGUUCUGUAAGAUAAUGUGUGAAGUGGGGACAGGACUUCCCUGAAUCAUAUUUACAUGCCAUUUCCUAGCUAAUCCUAGCAUAACCAGGUUCUCUCUAUAAAAAGAUAGAGACAGGCUUUGAAGAACUGUUUGAUAGUAGGAGACAAAGGGAAAAUAGCAAUAAAUGAAUUUUUAAAACUGCUUUUACAGUAUUUUGAUUAAAAACUCACUUACCACUUCUUCCCCCCCCAACAAAGCUAUUUGUUGUAUUGCUUGAACAUUUAUGAAUGAAAUAAAGAGAUGUAGUUUUUUUAAGUAAGGCGUUUAUUCGUUACAUUAAAAAUGUAUUGACGGUAUGAACAGGAGCACCAAGGAAAUAAUAGAAGUCAUUUAUAGAAAAUGCCUUAAAGUACAUUGCAGGUACACUGUACUCCUAAUAAAGUAUUUUUUAAUCAUGUAAA
This is a messenger RNA of Alligator mississippiensis (American alligator), 6498 nucleotides long. RefSeq names its product ABI family member 3 binding protein (gene ABI3BP). Gene Ontology annotation, molecular function: protein binding. The transcript has 61 exons. The coding region runs from base 113 to 5215 and encodes 1700 amino acids. Lineage: Eukaryota; Metazoa; Chordata; Crocodylia; Alligatoridae. Gene Ontology annotation, biological process: extracellular matrix organization; positive regulation of cell-substrate adhesion. The record is from RefSeq and is a predicted model, not a curated record.